Messenger RNA from Pieris napi, 663 nucleotides. Its product is annotated as larval cuticle protein LCP-17-like. The coding region runs from base 127 to 594 and encodes 155 amino acids. Gene Ontology annotation, cellular component: chitin-based extracellular matrix. Lineage: Eukaryota; Metazoa; Arthropoda; Insecta; Lepidoptera; Pieridae. The transcript is spliced from 4 exons. Gene Ontology annotation, molecular function: structural constituent of chitin-based larval cuticle. The record is from RefSeq and is a predicted model, not a curated record.
CAGACGCUACAACUUCGCAUAUAUCAAGAUAAUAAUAAAUUAGAUUCUAGAUUUUGGAUUACGUAUAAAAGGUGUCCUGUGUAUUCAAUCAGACACUGUUCAUUACGAGCUCUCAUAACUAACAUUAUGAAAUUCCUCAUCGUUCUCGCCGUCGCCGUGGCCUGCGCCAGCGCUGAUGUGUCUCACAUCGUCACCCCCGACUACCAGGUCCCCAUCGUCAAGUCCAACUUUGACAACAAACCUGAUGGCACCGGAUUCAAUUACGCCUUCGAAGCCGGCAACGGUAUCGUCCAGGAAGCCCAAGGUGUUGUCAAGAACCCCAACAGCGAAGCCGCUACCCUCGAAGUUACAGGAAACGUGAAAUACACAGCCCCUGACGGUACCCCAGUUGAGCUUUACUACAUCGCCAACGAAGCUGGAUACCAGCCAACCGGAAGCCACGUCCCCAAAGUCCCAGAGCACGUUCUCCGCGCCCAAGAGUACAUCGCCAGCCACCCCUCCAAAGUCCAAGAAAACGGUCUUAAGGUCUCAGGGGGCGGUUUCGGCAGCAUUUCCGGCAGAACAAGUAUCGAGUCUCUUAUAGGGAAGCGCUAAGCAUGAUUUAAGGAAUUUGUCUGGAUUUUUGUCACGUUAAAUUAUUGCAAUAAAGUCUAAAUUAGUUAA